Messenger RNA from Parnassius apollo (apollo), 330 nucleotides. NCBI's taxonomy places the organism in Eukaryota, Metazoa, Arthropoda, Insecta, Lepidoptera, Papilionidae. The record is from the annotation of a GenBank genome assembly.
AUGCGCAUAGAAAUACUUGACAUAAUUAGGAAUGAAGUGCCUGUUAUUAAUAAAGAUCUUAUCUGUAAAGAAUUCCAAGUUAUUAGGGAUAACAUUAGUGAAUUAGAAAAAGCAAUCAAAUAUGUCGGUGACAAGUACGAUGAAAUAGUGUCCUUGUCCGUAGUAACCGAGGACACUAAGUGUUUAAAAACAGAAAACUCCUCGCUCAGCAGCAAUCUUAAGGAUAUGCAGAAAAAGAUCUCGAUAACCGAGCAUGAUUUUGCUAAGCAUGAUCAGUGGGCCCGUCCGCAAAACGUGGAAAUUGUAGGAGUACCAGACAAAAGCAACUGA